Molecule: messenger RNA, 1527 nt
Organism: Saxophila tyrrhenica
Lineage: Eukaryota; Fungi; Ascomycota; Dothideomycetes; Mycosphaerellales; Extremaceae
Exons: 3
Coding region: 1-1527 (508 amino acids)
Biological process (GO): transmembrane transport
Cellular component (GO): membrane
Molecular function (GO): transmembrane transporter activity
Source: RefSeq, a predicted model, not a curated record
AUGCAUUCGUCCACCAAAGACCAGACGAGAGACGAUGGCGGCAUGGAGAUGCAGCCCAGCCCUAUCGAUGACAUGGCCAUCAACGAGGUCGACGAAGACCUGAAGCAGGAUGAAAAACCAAAGACCAGCAAGCUCAAAGCCAUCAUCUGGGAUACAUGGGACAAGUCUCCAGAGGAGCGGAAGACGGUUAACAAGAUUGACUGGUUUAUAAUGACGUACGUCUGCAUUGCCUACUUUGUCAAAUAUCUGUACAGUCUAAACCAACCCUCAGUGUCCAAGGACGAAGCUAACACUAGAUACAGGGACCAAGUGAACGUACAAAACGCAUAUGUGUCCGGUAUGCAAGAAGACCUGGCUAUGGGAGGGCAGGACUACAACCUCAUGCAGACGUUGUUUACGAGCGGGUAUGUGGUAGGCAACCUCGCCUCUCAGCUCGUGCUCCUAAAGGUCCGACCUUCUAUCUGGCUGCCAUCGCUGGAGUUGAUCUGGAGUAUCCUCGUCAUGGGCAUGGCGGGCGCUCAAAAUACCAACACGAUCCUUGUCCUGCGAUUUUUCAUCGGCCUGCUAGAGGCGUCUGCGUUCCCUGGUAUCCUUACACUGCUCGGGAACUGGUACACACCUGCUGAGCUUGGAAAGCGCUCUGUCAUCUUCAUCUCGACCUCCUCAGCUGGCAGCAUGUUCUCUGGCUACCUUCAAGCCGGGCUCUACUCAGGGAUGGACGGGGUCCAAGGCCUCGCAGCGUGGCGAUGGCUGUUCAUAUUCGAUGGUAUCAUCGGAAUCCCAGUCGCCAUAUACGGUUUCUUCGCCGUCCCAGACGCUCCUCACAACAGCCGAGCGAAAUGGCUCAAACCGCACCAACGCCAGAUGGCAAUCGAGCGCAUGGACAGAGUCGGUCGCCGACCGCCGGCGAAGCUCAGCCUCCAAACUUUCAAAGACGUCCUGUCCCACUGGCCCAUCUACCUCUUCCCAAUCGCCUUCGCGUGCCAUGUCCUCGCUAUCCGGAUCUACAGCUACUUCCUCGUCUACCUCGAAGACACCGGCCGGUGGUCGGUGGAAGCCGUCAACAGUAUUCCAUCGGGAGGCUUCGCUUUCCAGAUCGUCAUCGGCUUGGUGUAUGCUUGGGUCAGCGACUACUACAAGACCCGCGUUCCCGUCAUUUGCGCGGCUUGUGGUGUGGCGAUGAUUGGAACAAUCAUCCUUUCUGUCUACCCGGAACACAACCUCGCGGCUAUGAUGGCUGGUUGGAUCCUGACGUAUGGGGAGACGGGUGCUGGCGCUUUGAUCAUGACGCAGGUCAAUGAGGUCUGCAGUUUCUCGUCCGAGCAUCGGGUGAUAACUAUUGGUUGGACGGAGGCGUUCUCAUACGCAAUGAGUGCCUGGGUGAUCCUGUUCGCCUACCCGUCAGGACAAGCGCCGCACUUUGACUACGGUUUCGAGCUGGCGACGAUGUUCUGGGCGAUUGAGAUCCUCGCGAUUCUUGCCAUUGGCUAUUGUGCGAAGAAAUAUCCCAUGAAGCUACGAGACUGA